AUGGAUUUCGUGGUUGGACUACCUGUUUCGAGGACUUUCGAUGCUAUCUGGGUGAUUGUGGAUCGGUUGACUAAGUCUGCACAUUUCUUGGCCAUCAAGAAGACAGAUGGAGCUGCUGUCUUGGCUAGGAAGUUUGUGCGAGAGAUUGUGAGGCUGCAUGGAGUGCCAGCUAGUAUUGUGUCAGACCGUGAUCCCAGAUUCACUUCAGAGUUUUGGAGGGCGUUUCAGGCAGAGAUGGGCACUAAGGUGCAUCUGAGUACAGCUUAUCAUCCGCAGACAGAUGGUCAGUCAGAGAGGACUAUUCAGACUUUGGAGGAUUUGCUGAGGAUGUGUGUGUUGGAUUGGGGUGGCCAUUGGGCAGAUCACCUAAGCUUAGUUGAGUUUGCAUACAACAACAGCUUUCAGGCGAGUAUUGGCAUGGCUCCAUUUGAGGCUUUGUAUGGGAGGCCAUGUAGGACACCCCUAUGCUGGACCCAAGUGGGGGAGCGCAGCAUGUAUGGAGCUACUUAUGUUCAGGAGACGACAGAGAAGGUUCGUGUUGUGAGGCUGAACAUGAAGGAGGCUCAGGAUAGGCAGAAGAGUUAUGCAGAUAGACGCAGACGAGAGCUUGAGUUUCAGGUUGGAGAUAGAGUUUAUCUCAAGAUGGCUAUGUUGAGGGGUCCUAACAGAUCCAUAGCAGAGAACAAGCUGAGUCCGCGAUUUAUGGGUCCGUUUCCAGUAGUGGAGCGAGUUGGGCCAUUAGCUUACAGGCUGGAGUUGCCUGAGAUUAUGAAAGCCUUUCACAAGGUUUUUCAUGUGUCGAUGCUGAGGAAGUGUCUUCAUCCUACAGAGGAGUUAGUGGCUAGGAUUCCAGAGGAUCUUCAGCCAGAUUUGACAGUGCCGGCAGUGCCUAUGAGGAUUUUAGAGAGGAGGGAAAAGGUUCUGAGGAACAAGAGGAUUCCCUUACUGAGGAUUUUGUGGGAUUGCAGUGGUUCUACAGAGGAGACUUGGGAGCCAGAGGCAAAGAUGAAGUUGAAGUUCAGGAAGUGGUUCGACAAGCAGGUCGAGGAGUGA
Molecule: messenger RNA, 1053 nt
Organism: Microthlaspi erraticum
Lineage: Eukaryota; Viridiplantae; Streptophyta; Magnoliopsida; Brassicales; Brassicaceae
Source: the annotation of a GenBank genome assembly